This is a messenger RNA of Phlebotomus papatasi, 1320 nucleotides long. RefSeq lists its product as uncharacterized. The coding region runs from base 48 to 1205 and encodes 385 amino acids. Gene Ontology annotation, molecular function: DNA-binding transcription factor activity, RNA polymerase II-specific; RNA polymerase II cis-regulatory region sequence-specific DNA binding. Gene Ontology annotation, biological process: regulation of transcription by RNA polymerase II. The transcript has 4 exons. Gene Ontology annotation, cellular component: nucleus; transcription regulator complex. The record is from RefSeq and is a predicted model, not a curated record. Lineage: Eukaryota; Metazoa; Arthropoda; Insecta; Diptera; Psychodidae.
GGGGAUUCUGGCUCAAAUUGAAUCCGGGAAAAUAAUGUGAAAAGUGAAUGUGUGAAGAAAUGGAUACGGGAUUGUCACCUAUUGGAGAUUUAGACUCAAGUUCUGGAACAUCCGAAAGCACUAAUCCAACCACAGUUCAACAGAGUGUCAGUUAUCAAAAUCAGGGACUAUACCUCAAUUCAUCAGCUUCAGGAUACCGAAGCAAUAGCGUGAAAACUGUUUUCUUCUCGGAAAAGCUCCAGGCUUUCACAUCGGACAAAGAGUAUGAUCGGAAGUUAGUAGACAUUAAUUAUGGUGAAAUGAAAGUAUCCAGCGGAGAUUUAAGCUACUUCGAGACCUCUCAUCAUCAGAAAUCUUCACCCCCUUCAUCCCUGCAACCGUCCACAUACGAAAUGGGAUCAGCACAAUUAUCCAAGCCCCUCAUUGAUUCCAUGAUGCACGUUGAUCAGCAGCCACAGCAUCCCAAUCCGCCCCAAAUAUCUGAGAACAACAACACCUUCCUUGGCAUGGCGCCGAUGACAGUGAAUCCGGAGAUCAGUCGGAAGUGUCUCAGUUUCAGUGCCAGUCAGGUGCAGUGCUUAUGUGAGGCUCUGCAGCAGAAGGGGGACGUUGAGAAGCUGGCCACGUUCCUCUGGAGUCUGCCGCCGAGUGAAUUGCUGCGCACGAACGAGAGCGUCCUGAGGGCACGAGCCCUUGUGGCCUACCACCGAGGGCUGUUCCACGAGCUGUACUCCCUGCUGGAGUCGCACUGUUUCCCGCCCAAAUACCACAGUGAAUUGCAAAAUCUCUGGUAUAAGGCACACUACAAGGAGGCGGAAAAAGUUCGUGGGCGAUCACUUGGAGCUGUGGAUAAGUACAGACUACGCAAGAAGUAUCCCUUACCCAAGACAAUUUGGGAUGGUGAGGAGACGGUUUACUGCUUCAAGGAACGUAGCAGAAAUGCCCUUAAAGAUUGCUACACGAGAAACAGAUAUCCGACGCCGGACGAGAAGAAAACCUUGGCCAAGAAGACAGGACUAACCAUGACUCAAGUAUCUAAUUGGUUCAAGAACCGCCGACAACGAGAUAGAACGCCUCAAGCGAGAACUGAUAUGAUUAUGCCUGUGAUUCCCGUCACUCCAACGGUGGAUGCCAAUUUUGGGAGGCUCUUCAACUCCUCCAACUACAGCCAUACCUACCAGGAAGUCGUCUACAAUGGCCAGUGAGUGGCACUCCGCAGUGUACAUAAAUUGUGUUUAUGCUAAACUUCGUCUUAAUUACACUUUAAGUAAAUAAUAAUAAUUCUAUAGUGAAUAAUAAUAAUAAUAAUGUGCAAUUUCA